CGCCGAAAUCCGAAAUAUGUGACAGUUGACAGCUGACAGCUGACAGCAGCAGUGACUCGUGACAGCAAAGAUGCGUUAACCAAUAUCCGCUGUCAGUAAUGACGUAAACUAUAGAUUUUGGUUACUGACAGUGAAUAAAUAUUGAAACGCAACCCUGCUAGAAUUGUAUCUUGCGAAAUUGACGACGAACGUUUCCCGGAGCAGUUAAUUUCGAGUUUAUCAUCUUCUUGAAUCCAAAAUUUUCAAUUAUAACCGAUUUUUAAUUGCUAAUGUUUAGUUUUUUAUAUCGAUCGUUAUAAAUCUUCUGAUUAUUUACUUUCACAACACGCAAAUCGAAAGUUGAUUAUAACUGCGUAGGAGCUUUCUUGAAUAUAUUACUAGGUGAAUAAUUUGAUUAGCUCCGUUUAUUAGCUUCACAUUUCAGGAAAUUAACCCUGCAAUCCGUUUUCGUUCUCGACAUUUUUAUUAUGUGGUAUUUUUGAUUAUGUGGUCUUUAAAAAUUUGUUAAUUUGAAACUGAGGAUCGACUUUCAGUCACGCUUUUCGUCAAAGACGUGGCAGAGCUGUCAAUUUUUCUUUUUGCACGCAAUUUCAAUGAAUUUUUAAUAUCAAUGUUCCGUAUAAUACGUUGCAGCGUGUGCGGCGACGAUGAAAGGAAGGAAUAAGAAGGAAGAAAGGGGAUGCUUCCGGUUAAGCCGCGAGUCACCGACAAUGGAAGCGCCGUGAAUUGAUUGUCGUAAACCGAUGAAUAGAAAAAUUCGCGACGCAGAGAUUGCAGAGCGUCUAGGUCCGGUAUUCUCCAGGGAGAAAUUAUUUCCACCGAGAUAUCAGGAUAACGCAAUUGAGAAACGUGCAAUGGGAUAAACAAGAAGUUGCGAAAAUCCACAGAACUUCUCUUUCUUUUACCGAUCUUGUAAUAAAUUAUCUUGAUUGCGAGAAUGUAUAUGUAUGAGGGAAUAUCGAGGAUGAGCCAUGAUAUGAAUAGCCCGUGGAAUCUCUUUAAUUGGAUAAUCGAAUAAUCAAAACUCAAGUAGGGUAACGUUGAAUCGAGAGACAAAUGGGAGGGUAAUUGAUAAGUGGAUAAUUGAGAUUUAGAUGGGAAGAAGAGCGAGGAUUCAUGCUACCUCCAGCAAUCAGAUUCACAUGACCAACGGGUCAAUAUAAAAGGCACAUUGUAUCGAGCGGUAGAAUGCGAAGGAACCGCAAAAUCGGCAUCCAGUGAUCCGUUCAAGAAACGCUUUUGUAGACACAAAUCCGAUGGACAAGAAUUUUGCAUCUUCUACGUAGUGUCAUCACUACACGUUGAAUUAAUAAGCUUGAUUAAUAAUCGUAUCUACAGUAUUAAAAUUCUUAUAUUUCUACCGUGGCUCGCGUGGAAAAAUUGAAAGAUGACGAACAUAUAUCUUUGGAAUACAUUAUUGUGUACCUUCAUUGUGUAGCAUCAGCUUCGCAGCGAGAUCAAAUAAUCUUUCGCCCUAGAUACGCGACGUAUCCUCUGUAGAUCCUACCAGUUAUUUCGAAGAUCCCUCCGACAGACGAAGGGGAUGGAUCUAAGCCGGUACUAAGAAACCGAAAAGAUUUAUUACGCACGUAUGUGACGGAGAGGAGAAUUUAGUGUAGAUGCUGCUCUCUACCCCGUUUGGCAGGCGUUCGCCAGCACCCUUCUGCACCAAUACCCGAGUUUCCCCGAGUCGUCUUGCACAUCCGCGGAGGGGUGCGCGAGCAUGGGACAGGGAGCGGUGUCGUGAAGCGAGGCGGAAGGCGCGUGUCGUCCGCGCGCGCGUGGUCAACGGCGGCGCGACCCAGGGUGGCCGAGUGCCGGCGACGAUGGCGAGUUCGGGCUCGGCGGUCGACGGGGUCGGCGACGACGGCACGGCGGGCGGCGGGCCCAGGAACCCCCUCACCUGCGGUGUCUGCCACAAUUACUUCAACGAGCCCUGCCUGCUCUCCUGUUUCCACACCUUCUGUGCCCGUUGCUUACACGGCCCGCACAUUGACGGGACGAUCAAGUGUCCCCUCUGCGGGCAACAGACACAGUUGAAAGAUGGGGCGCAACUACCACCUCCCGAUCAGCUGAUACGCCAAUUAGUGGAAUUGGCAAAUUCUGAAAAUCCACCGUGUGCCAAUUGUGACAAGCGCGAUAAGUCCACUAUGUUUUUCUGUACAACAUGCGGACAAGCGCUUUGCACCCACUGUAGAGAACACACCCACCGCGCGAAGAUGUUCUCGACCCACGAGGUGGUGCACAUGAGCAAGUGCGCCAAAGACACCCAACGUCGUUGUCCGAGUCACGGCGAGCAGUAUAUAAUGUUCAGCCAGAGCGCCAAGUGUAUGCUGUGCACUACAUGCUUCCGCGACACGCCUCCGGACGCGCGGGUGCACUGCGUGGAUAUCGAGAGCGCCUGGCAGCAGGCCUCGAAGAAGAUGGAGCGCGCGGUCAACUCCAUCUGCGAGCUCCAGGCCGGCAUCAAGGACGGCGUAAUGGCCCUCAAGUCGCAGCUGGACGAGCUGCGGCACAGCCUCGAGUCCGAGAAACGCGCGUUGACCGCCUUUUGCCACGGUAUGCAGGAGGCGAUCACCAAGACACACGCGUACGUCCUCGCGGAGUUGCAGCGUCAAUUCGACAGCAAGGAGCGCAUGGUGCGCUCGCAGUUGCUUGCGCUGGGUGGCGCGCUACCCGUGCUGCAGAUGCACCUGAUGCUGUGUACCGCCUUCACCACCGGCGCGACCAAGUAUCAGUUCCUCGAGCUCGCGCACCCGAUGCUGGAACGACUGAGUCGCGUCGCCCAGCUGGGCCAUCCGUCGCGGCCGCCUCUACUCGCGGCACACAUCAAGACGACGUAUCGGGUUGACUUCGCGCGUGCCCUACAUCCCUACAUAGGUCAAGUGCAGACGCCCAAGGCCACCGCCGAGUCUCUGUACGAUCAGAUGGCCGGCGGCCAUACGAUAGGCCAGUCGGAACCGCAGGUGCUUCAGAGCAGCAAGACUGCUCAGAGGUUGCCGCCGAAGAGCGGAUCUGACGGCGGUCCGUUCUCCAAUCAUUGUCGGACCUUCGACACGCAACUGAAGGACCUGAGCCAGCAGUUGAUGACGGUGAGGGAACGGUUGGGCGAGUUGCAGAGGGACGUUUCCGUUUUGAAGAAAGCGAACACUCCGCCACUGGGUAUGCGUUACGACCAUGUGGCAAGGGAUUGCCGCUUACUCGAACAACAAUUGGAGCAUCAUCAGAUGGAACUGGAGCGACUGAGAAAUGUCUUUGACGCGUUGUGGGAAGAACAAAUGUGCAGGAUUCACAUAGAAAAGGAGAUUUUCCAUUCUCAGAUGAAUGACAUAUUAUCGCUGAGGAGCGAAGUGAAAAAGCUGCAAAUAUUCGCUCAGGAGCUGGAGCCCUUCGUCAAAUCAUUCUCGACAGGCAUCAGCGCUGGGGAAGUGAGCAUGGCCGCGGCAGAUGCGGCCAAUAGUCAACAUCUGCAAGCGUUGCUCGAUCAUCUGGCGCGCAUCCAGAUGCAGGAGCCGCCACCGCACCCACAAGCUCAAGCACCUACGAAGGAUCAUCGUCAUUUACGUAGCACUGCCACGAGUGCCGAUAACGCGCUGUACAUGAAGGAGACGAAGGAGAUCCCGACGCGAUGUCGCACGCCGUCCGGCGGUGUCGGCGCCGUUCUGGACUCGAGCGGCAACAUAGUCGUGUAUGGAACAGCCAAAUCGACCGAUCCGAAGCGGGGCGUACUCAGUCAAUUGAUCGAGAAGGCGAGAACGCAGAAGGACGAUCGCAAGAAAUCGCCAGGCAGAGAGGACGGCCGCGAUCGCAGUCAGAGCCGGCGUUCGCGUAAGUCGCCAGACAGCGCGAAGCCGAAGACCCCGCCCGGCAGUCACUCGUCCGGCAGUAAGAUGCGAUCGUUGUAUCGUUCCCUGAAAGGCGGCACCGGCGACACUUCCGCCGAGGCGCUCGAUCAGGCGGAAAGAUGCACCGACUCGCAGCAGCCGCAGUCUCAUAUCGCAGGCGACGAGGGCGAGUAUCAACGAAUCUCGGAGGCCUCGAGCAUGGGCGAUGCGAAGAAGCGUGUGCAGGCGCAAGUGCACGCGGUCCCGGCCGACGAUCAGAUACGAGCGAUCCCAAGCAGCAAAGUCGCCAAGAUCUACCCGGCCAGCGACUCCGAGGAGCUGUUCUAUGGUGACGGGAAGGCGGCGAGCGAUGCGAGGAGGCGACGGCGCGCCAGCUGCGACAGUCUGAGCACGACCGGAUCCGGUAACAGUAGGCGAUCGAGCAUCGCCGAUGGGACGGUAGGUCAACAAUCCAUCGCGCAGGACCCCCGGAAAACCCUGGUCGUUUUGAUCGAAUCGGCCUCACGGACGUCGUCGUCUCUCAUGCAGAAGCAGCGUUCCUGGGAGACCUUCCCGCGGCCCAAGAGCAAGCGCGGCGCCGGUGGCGAGGGCGCGGGGGCCUCGUCCCUCGGCCAGCUGAAGAAAGCGGACAGCUUUGAGGGUCACGAGGAGGCGGUGCGCACCUUGGUGGCGGCCGUACACGAGACGCGUUCUCAGCGACACCAUCAUUUACAUCAUCAUCGUCAUCAUCGUAAGAGCAAAACGAAUUGAGGCGCUUUUUGUCGCUCCUUUCGCAACCUCUCCUAGCGCGUAUACAUAUAAGACUUACGUGAGGAAAUAUUGUCCGCGAGAUAGAUAUAUCCGCGAGCCUAUUGCGUUACAGAUAGAAAAAGAAAAGAAAAAGGGAAAAGAAUGAUCAAAAGACUAAACGACCGUGCCCUAAGUGGCUUAAGUAUACACCGAUACACGUUAAUUUAUUAGCAACGGGAGCGUAUUGUUGUGAGAGCCGACAUUAUCGGUUUUUCGAAGAUUUUGGACAUUCUAUUAGUAUAAUAAUAAUAUAAUAAUAAUAAUGGAUAUAUAAAUAUAACGGUAAUGAGAAAAAGAUCUAUAUUCUGCGCGAUGUGAAAAUACAAAAGUUUUUAUUAUCGAGAAUGCACCUUCGACAGGUGCACUCGCUCGUCUUUAUAUUACUUUUCGAGAGAUUUCUUUGAGAUCCCGAUCAAACGCGUGGUAUGUUUGUAUUAUUCCGACGUUUUUUACAUUUACAUUGUGUCCCUCGUCGAAGUUGUAUCGCGUACGACAACGUAUAGCUCUCGCGAACCACCUUUUAUAUAGCGAUUUAAUUGCAUUCGAUAUGACGAAAGCGCCCAAGAUCGGUAUCGCUGCCACUGUAAAUCCCAGACGUUAAAAGAGGCGGAAGAGAAAGAGAGCGUCAUAUCCACUACUCGUGUUGGGUCUGUUUUCUAUUGCUGAACUGGUUUAUCUUUUUUACUCCACAUUAGAAGGAAAAAGAUAAACUCUGUGAACUAGUGCAGCCUGUUCAGCAAUAGAAAACAGACCCAUAUUGUUGACACGAUCUGCCUGGGGCAGUUGAUACAUGUAGAGCCUUGAUUAGGGAUAAAUAGCGGGAAGGUUCUUCGGACAAAAAUGCGCGUGUGCAAUGUACAAUAAUUGCAAAAGAACCGCGGUUGACGUUGCAAUCUAAACUAUAUACAGACAAAUGCCCAUUUCGUUCUGGGCGCACAUUAUCUCGAUUUCAUUAUUACAAAAGUCCUGUUCUCGCGUGUUCCCAUCUCUCCGUUAAAACAUGCGGAUUUAUUCACACGGUGCACGAGAUUCUUCCCUUGAACGUCAACAGGUCGGAUGCAUAGUCCAGUAAAGUACGUCGCGCAAUUCGAUCGGUCGAGUAAAAAGGUCGAGUAAUACUUUAGCUAGUAAACAACACUGCCAGUCGCGCAUAUUACGACGUUAAUCGACGAUACUCGAUUCGCGAAGAAUAGCCUACGUCGAGCGUUUAUUCGUAAUCUCGCCAGUCGCAUCAAUAAAAACCACCCGGUGUGAUCACGCGGGCUUACGCACGAUUAUCCACGUAUCGACUAUAAUGUAACGAUAAUAUUCCACGAUUACUGCAAACGGGGGGCGUAAGGAUAAAUCGGUAUUACGAGGAAUCGGCUCCUCCAUGUGAAAGUCAAUGCGAUCGUUAAUCGUUGUUUCGAAUUUAACUACGAGCGAAGAUUUGUAAUCUUCAGCAGGGUUACAAUGAACGUUCUAAUUAUAGCGAGUGUACACAUGUAAGCAUGUAUGAGAAAUGUCGACGUGCUGGUAUAGUAAAAUAUAUACAAGUUAAU
Messenger RNA from Temnothorax curvispinosus, 6175 nucleotides. RefSeq names its product RING finger protein 207-like. Gene Ontology annotation, molecular function: Hsp70 protein binding; transmembrane transporter binding; zinc ion binding. The record is from RefSeq and is a predicted model, not a curated record. NCBI's taxonomy places the organism in Eukaryota, Metazoa, Arthropoda, Insecta, Hymenoptera, Formicidae. Gene Ontology annotation, cellular component: perinuclear region of cytoplasm. The transcript is spliced from 11 exons. Bases 1620 to 4595 code for a protein of 991 amino acids.